AUGCCGUGCUUCAAAGGGCUCGCAGUGAGCAUUCACACCCCCGACGGCCCUAUCGGCGAACACGCAAUCCAGAAGCAGACUCGGGCAUCACGCAUCUCAGCCUACAUCCCUGUACCACCAGCAAAGGUACCACCCUCUUCGAAGUCGGGAAAGCCUGAGCAGUCGACCUUCGCAAUCUCAAUCACCCUCCUCACCCCAGGCCUCACCAUCCCGUAUUCAACACCUCAGCCGACCAACGAAGAUCCAUACCCGAGACCGCGCUUCGUCGGAGGUCUUCCCGGGUCAGUGCCCGAAGACGUCGGCAGAGGUCCACUGGUUCAUCCAUACCUUCCCAAGACCAACAAUCCGAAUGAGACGAUAGCAGCGUACAUCUACUUUGACGGUCGAGCGAAGGAGGAGGUAGCGACACUACUACGGAAGGGUGAAGAGACGUGGGUCAAUUCAAGAUGGGUCAGCGUGCCGGAAUCUGAGGGCGGCGGGCUGGCAGAGCGAGAGUUCUUGUUCAGGGAAGUGGGCUUGGAGCGUUGGCUGAAUGGGCUUGAUCUCGAAGGCGGAAAGGACAAGGCUGAGCGGAUAGAGAGGAGGCAGAGACGCCUCGAGAAGAAGCGUCAGAAGAAGAUCAAGCAGGAACCUAACAGUGACAGUGAAGAGGACACCAAGGACGUCUCGGCACGCACAAGAAGGAACGGUGUGCUGCGGUAUGGCAGUGAUGGAGGGUCGUUAGUCGAGGAUGCACAGGAUGAUGGUCUCUUCUCGUCAGACUCGGAUUCCGAGGACGAACCGCCACAACCAGAAGCAGCCGGCCAGAUCAAGGUCGCGCUGUUUCGCGUUCUCGCUAGCGGUGAGAUUAGGCGUGGAGAGUACUCACCCCAGUUCGACGCACACGACGACGACGAUGACAUGAAUGCGAACGGUGCAGCUAACGGAGAUGGCGGAGACGAGGACAUCGAUCACACCACGAGCUUUGCCAAGCCGAAGCAGCUGGAUCCUAAGAGCAUCAGCACGCAGACGGUGACCGGCCUAGACGGCCCAGAAUCGCCUUUUGCUGUCUUCACAUUCUUCUACCGUGGCGAGAAGCAGCUGCGUAAAAUGGGCAUCCUCGAGUCUACGGCGACCGAGAAGACUCCGAUGAACAGCAAGCGGAAAGCGUCAGGUCCAGACUUCUCCAAGCUUGGCCCGCUGAAGUCGACAGGCACCGUUGGGUUCUCCGGCUACCGUGAUGCAGAUUCGAGGAGGCGCAAGGACAAGAAGAGUGGCGAUGCGGACGCUAUGGACAGCGAUGCUGAUGACGAGGACGAUGAGCGUGUGACCAACGGCAAGGAGGACGGCGAUGAAAAGCAAGACAACGAUAAGAUGCUUUCGCCAGAGGAUGCGAGGCGGCAAGGCGAGAUUGCAGAGGGAGUCCAAAAGAUCAAGCUCAAGCGCCAGCACUCCGCCGAGCCACUCACCGAGUCUGCCGUAACGCGCAAGUCACCGUACCUCAAGACCGACGACUCGCCAUCUGGCACUCCACAGUCCGUCAACUCCACCCAAGCCAACGCGGGCACGCCACCAGAAGGCAAUUCGCCUGCACCGCCCGACUCAGCCAUCAUCGGCAGCCCUUUCAAGCGCGCCAGAGCCUCUCUACCAGGUCUCGACAGCGGCAUGCUGGGUCCUCUCGGCUCGAACAGCAACGAAAUCUACCCUCCGACUUCGUUUACUUCCGGACCUCAGGACGCACAGCAACCACCACCAUCGACCGCGGCUGCUCCUGUCAAGCAGGAGAACGCCGAGGUGAAGAUGGAGGAGGAAGACGAAGAGCUGUGA
Molecule: messenger RNA, 1806 nt
Organism: Saxophila tyrrhenica
Lineage: Eukaryota; Fungi; Ascomycota; Dothideomycetes; Mycosphaerellales; Extremaceae
Exons: 2
Coding region: 1-1806 (601 amino acids)
Source: RefSeq, a predicted model, not a curated record